GCCAUCAUGGCCUCUUGAUCGACUUGGGUGCUUUCGUCGAGACGAUGCGCCCAAGCAAGCGCGUCCUACCCAUCUCCAGAGAUGAAUUUGCGAGGUACAUACACGCCUGCCUUCCCCGAACGAAGGCCAGAGCCAUAGUGGUCGCCAACUCCGGGGGGCCCGACUCCACUUGCCUUCUCUUCCUCCUCCACCGCUGGGCUCGCUCUUUACCCGAGUCCCAGUCCCACCGCAUCCUGUCUUGGUCCGUCGACCACAACCUCCAGCCCUCCUCCGCCCAAUGGAUGUCCCACACCGCUCGCUUCGCCGCCCGCUUGAACAUCCGGCACCUCUCUGCACAAAUAGCCUGGGGCGACGGCGGCUUCCCCCCGAAGCCCACUUCCGGGGGCAAAGGCAAGCUCGAGCUCGCGGCGCGCGAGGUGCGGUACGCGCUACUCUACGACGCGCUGCGCAGCGCCGGCGCGGAGGUGGCUGCGUUCGGGCACCAUGCUGACGAUCAGGUCGAGACGGCAAUCCUGCGCGCACUAAAGGGCUCCUCGGAGCUGGGUCUCGCGGGCAUGAAGUCAUGCAGGCGCUUCGGGAUGGGUGCGCGGGGCGAGCUGGGGCAUGAAGGCUUGCGAAAGUGGAUCGUGAGGCCGCUUUUGCCAGUGAGCAAGGACAGAAUCCUAGCGACCUGCGAUGAGCAUAAGCUAGAGUACGUCGUGGAUUCCACGAAUUUCCAGCCCGAGCUCACGCUGCGGAAUGCUAUUCGGAACGCCGUGGAGGAGAGGGACGUGGGUCCGAUACAGCGCUUCGACCCAUCGCUGACCAAGUCUGCCAUCGAGGACCGAUUGACUGGGCUCGAUAUACCGCUUGACAUAAGCAAAGGCGCGCCGGCUCUGCGUGGUGCUGUGCAAGAAAUUGGCCGCAGAGCACAGCGUGUAGAAGAAGCAACGACUAUCGCUCUCAAGAGCUGCAGUGACACCUCACCCGCGGGCGCCCUCACCUUGUUUACCAAAAGGUUGCGCAAACUAUCCGGCCUCGCUAUCAUGAAAGAGGACAACAUCCUUCCCCUCGUCCAGCGCAACCUCAUCACGCGCGUCCUUCGGUACGCCUCACCGCACCCCUGGGGCACCCUUCAGGCCGAGGCGAACCGGCAAACUGCAAGUCUGGAGAGGAUCAGAAAGGCUCUGUUUGGGUUCAAAUCCGACAGCUCUACCGAUUCGACCGCUCCUCGGCUAGCCUCAUUCUCAGCCGGCGCGGACGUGCUGUGGACGCCUGCUCUUUUCGUCCGAAACCGCAAGAAGGUCGCGGGGAUCGCGCACUCGGAGGGCAUGGUCACCGGCUCUCUAAAGCUCAACAUUCCUGCUGAACGCGCAAGCGCGCUCAUCGAAGACGGGACGGCCGAGGAAGUAUGGGUUGCCUCUCGGCUGCCGCCAAUGCGAAAGAGAGGUCACCCUUCGUCGGUCCCGGAGAGGCAGGAUAUCACGGAUGGCUUCAUGAACCUCAACAAGCACUUCCUAGUCGACAACCGCUUCCUGGUUUCCUUCGACUAUCUGUCUACGGAAGUGGUGACCACACUGUUGAUCACAGCGAAGGUGCUAGUGCCCAAGGAUCAAGCAUCAGCGCCGCGGAGGCUGGUGCCCGGAGCAAACGCGCUCGCGUAGAAAUCGUCGCGCGCGGGCGAUACGCCGUGCCCAGCGUGAUCGUUACCGGGCUCGAAGACGACAUCCAUAGCUGGGCGGCACAAGUGCCAGGCUCCGUGGUCGAUGCGAAGAGGGGAGAGCUGAUCUUGUGCUCUUAUGUGGAACCCACGAGGGCGGUCGACCGCUACGAUGGACGCACAACAUGGAUGGACGACCCGACGGACUACGACGCUGACCAGACGUGGGACAGCAACGGGCUGGUGCAAUCGAGAGUGGCGAGCAGGGCUGCGACCGUCGGUAAGGAGGGAUGCGAUUCAACAGGGGGAUUCUCGAAAAGUCAGAUAGGCCUGAACGAGGAUCGGCAGUGGGUGCGAAUACAAUGGAUUAGGCCAUUGUAGCGCCAAUGUUGA
This is a messenger RNA of Schizophyllum commune H4-8, 2032 nucleotides long. RefSeq lists its product as uncharacterized. The transcript is spliced from 6 exons. Bases 45 to 1643 code for a protein of 532 amino acids. Gene Ontology annotation, molecular function: ATP binding; ligase activity, forming carbon-nitrogen bonds. The record is from RefSeq and is a predicted model, not a curated record. Lineage: Eukaryota; Fungi; Basidiomycota; Agaricomycetes; Agaricales; Schizophyllaceae. Gene Ontology annotation, biological process: tRNA processing.